Molecule: messenger RNA, 7039 nt
Organism: Schistocerca serialis cubense
Lineage: Eukaryota; Metazoa; Arthropoda; Insecta; Orthoptera; Acrididae
Product: endoribonuclease Dcr-1-like
Exons: 27
Coding region: 178-6957 (2259 amino acids)
Biological process (GO): siRNA processing; apoptotic DNA fragmentation; pre-miRNA processing
Cellular component (GO): RISC complex; nucleus; cytoplasm
Molecular function (GO): protein binding; deoxyribonuclease I activity; ribonuclease III activity
Source: RefSeq, a predicted model, not a curated record
AAUUUUAAGUGUUUACGUCUGCUGUUUCUAGUCGUAUCGGUUGUGGUUGUUGUCGUGCAAUUAGUUUUUAAGUGAACUAUGAUCUUAUUAACGUUGUGAUUUACGCAUUCGGCUGUAGCGGCUUCUGUUCAAAUGUAAAUGCACCCCAAUUCUUAAUUUAUAAAGGUAUAGGUGCUGAUGGCCUACUACUUCAGUGAUAACAUACACACUAAAUCACUAACUCCAAGAGAACACCAGGUUGAACUUCUUGAUGCUGCAAAAGAGCGAAACAUAAUUGUAUGUCUUUGCUCGAGCUCUGGGAGAGUAUUCAUAGCAACAAAGUUAAUCCAGGAAUUUUCAAAUGCGAUACGAAGGCCAAUUAAGAAUGGAGGCAAACGUUCAGUAUAUCUUGUGGACAGCGUGGCACUGGUGGGACACCAAGCAACCUACAUCAAUAACUUGACAGAUUUAACUGUUGGUGAAUACAGUGAAUUCUCAAGUGUAACCGAUUGGGAGAAAGAAUUAAUGGAAAAGCAGGUGCUUGUCAUGACAAGUGACGUUUGCAAUGAUGUCAUCAGUAAUGGCAUUCUUAGGAUUGAGGACAUAAAUGUGCUUGUGCUUGAUGAAUGUCACAAUGUUUUACAGAACCAUCCAAUGAGAAGGGUCAUGCAGUAUGUGUCAUUGUCUCCUAAAAGACCUCGAAUUCUGGGACUUACAGCACCAAUCUUCAACAGUACAGCAGAUCCUGGUCGCUUGGAAGGUGAAAUGCAGAGAUUAGAAGCUGCACUUCUCAGCACAGCAGAAACAGCAAGUGACAUUGUUUCAGUACUAAGGUAUAGCACAAAACCAAAAGAAUUUGUUUUGGAAUGUGCGCCUCAUCAACCAGGUGAAUUAGAUAACACUUUAGAGGAUAUCGUCACUGAUGUGUUAAACUUUAUUCAGGAUCAUCGAUACGAUCCAUUAGAAGUGUAUGAUGAUGAAUUUUUUGAGGAGCUGAAGGAUAUUCCUGACCCGAAAUCUGAUCCACUAAAAAUCCUCAAUGAAUUCUUAGAUGUGCUACACACACUAGGCCCAUGGUGUGCUGACAGAGCAGCAUUCUCACUUUUGCUGCAUGUAGAAAAACUAAAAGUGAAGACACCAUAUGAGAGGCAUUUUCUUUUGCUGUGUAUGAUUUCAACUGUACUUGUGAAAAUUCGGGCUGUAUGUGAUGAUUACUUUAAGGGCCUCCCUGAAAAAGAAAAGAUACUAAAGUUUUCUUCACCAAAAGUACUUCGUCUCUUAGAAAUCAUCAAGCAGUUUAAACCUGUCCGAUGUCUUUGUGUUAGAGAAGAAAAUCAGUCUGUAAAAGACACUAAAAUAUGCACUGUUCCUGAAUGUUGUGGUGUGAUUAAAAACAGAGAAUUUCCAGAAGAAACUAUUUCUGUAUUAAGUUAUGACAGAUCUUUACUCCUGUCACUAAACUUUUCGCCAAGUGUUGAUGCAAUCAAAAUUCAGAAUCAUGUGAAAUGCAAAGACUUACCCUUCAGUAUAUGUGAUACAACUGAAUGCCAAAGAAUGUCCAAUCACAUAUAUGAUAAUAACAGCAUGAACUGUUUUAUAAAGCAUCGUUCAUUUCCAGUUUGCAUAUACAGUUGUUCUCUACGGACCUGUGGGGAUGAAGACAUUCACGGAAAGCAUGUCCACAUGAAUGGUAGUACUCUGAAGAUUGUUAGUGAACAAUUUUCAAUAGCCAACGUGUUAAGAAAUGUUUGGAAUUCAUGUAGGAGGAGCUUGCAUUCCAGUUCAGAAAGUUUGUGUCAUGUUGAACUAAAUAAACUGUCUCCUGUGAGCUUAUUAAGAACUUUGCAUAUCAAUAAUUGUGACUGUAUUCACUGUAAAUACCAUGCUUAUGUUUCCUUACAUGAGGGAUAUAGUGAAGAAAAUAAUGUGGAUGAAUGUGUUGUUAGUGUGCUGUCAAAGAAUGACGUAUCCACUUUCCGUGAGAAUUUGAGUAGUGAAGUGUCUUUAAAUAAUACAUUGACAAAAUCAUAUUUUGAUAACUAUGAUGAUCAGAAGAGUGAGCCUUCCACUCCCUGCAGAGCAGUGAUUGGAAGAGGACGUUCAUCGAAACAACUACGAAAGGCUGGACCUGGGUCUGGAAAGUUCGAUGUUCAAGGCAGAAAUUUCCGAAGUGCCUUGCAGGAUGACGCAGAUGCACUUUGUGGCAUAGUGUUCGUUGAGAAGAAAUUCACAGCUAAGAUCCUUUAUCACCUUUUAAAUGAAAUUCGCCGUAAUGAUGAAGAUUAUAGUUUUGUGGCACCACAGUAUACAGUUGACAAAGAAGCUGAUCCUUUGACAGAGCCUCGGGAAGCAGAAACUGAACACAGAAAACAAGAAGAAGUUUUAAAGAGGUUUCGAAUGCGAGAAUGUAAUCUUCUCAUUGGCACAUCAGUUUUGGAGGAAGGUAUAGAUAUUCCCAAAUGUAACCUGGUUAUUCGUUUUGACGUUCCUUCGAUGUAUCGCUCGUAUGUUCAGUCUAAAGGACGUGCUCGUGCUCAGGAUGCCUAUUACUUAUUAAUGAUUGAAGAGAGUAGAACUGAAGACUUUGUUGAAAACUUGGCCCAGUAUUUUGAAAUUGAACAGAUGCUUCUUAGAAAAUGCGCCAAUAAAGAACCUUCAGAGGAAGAAGAAAUGGAAGCAGACAAAUGGACUGACAUGAUAGAAGCAUAUAGUCCACCAUCAAGCCCGAGCCAUUCAUCAGUUAACAUGUCAACUGCUGUAGCAUUGGUGAACAGGUAUUGUGCAAAACUGCCUAGUGAUACAUUUACAAGACUUUCACCACUGUGGUCCCUGAAAACUGAAGAAAUUGAUGGAAAGACCCACUACAUUUGUACUGUGCGCCUUCCUAUCAAUUCUCCUGUGAAACACAAUAUUGUGGGUCUCCCAAUGCCUACGAGGGUUCUUGCACGACGCAUUGCAGCAUUAGAAACAUGUCGUAUUCUUCAUCAAGCAAGGGAACUUGAUGAUAACCUCAUGCCAGUUGGAAAGGAACGUUUUCACAUACAUGAGGAAGGUGACCAAGUUGGUGACCCUGAUGACCCAGAGGAUGUUGCUUCUCGUGAUUCAUUGGAGCCAAAGCCAGGAACAACAAAGCGUCGGCAGUAUUACUAUAAGCGUAUCUCUGAUGCUCUGACAGAUUGCCGUCCAGUUGCAGGCAAGCCAUCUUUGUUGUAUAACUUGGCAAUGGUGUUAACUUGUCCUUUGCCUGAGGAACAGAACACAAGAGGUAGGAAGAUAUAUCCUCCAGAAGACUCGCUGCAGGGUUUUGGGAUUGUAACAUCAAAGACUAUACCAAAGAUCUGUCCCUUUCCUAUCUUCACACGCUCUGGUGAAGUUAGUGUCAACCUAGAACUGUCAGACACAAAUGUGGUAUUAACAAAAGAGAAAAUUGGUAUGAUCGUAACAUUCCUGAAUUACACUUUCACAAGUGUCCUACGACUGCAGAAGUAUCUUAUGAUGUUUGACCCACAGGCAUCAGAAAAUUCUUAUUUUAUCGUACCUACGAGAAAAAAAACCAAAGAAUCUCUGGCUGAAGUUGACUGGGAAUUUCUAGAACGUAUAUAUAAAGAUUGUGAUCUUCGUCCACAACCUAUUCCUCAGGAAGAAAGAGCGCAGUUCGUAUUUGAUGCUUCCAAAUACCAUGAUGCUGUAAUAAUGCCAUGGUAUCGUAAUCAGGAUCAGCCUCAGUACUUCUAUGUUGCUGAAAUUUGCUCUCAUUUGAAUCCCAAAUCAACGUUUCCUGGAUCUGAAUACAAAACAUUUGAUGAAUAUUAUUUCAAAAAGUACAAUAUCCAGAUACAAAAUGAUACACAACCACUUCUGGAUGUUGAUCACACAUCUGCAAGACUUAAUUUUCUGACUCCACGGUAUGUUAACCGGAAAGGGGUUGCUUUACCUACCAGCAGCGAAGAAACAAAAAAAGCAAAACGUGAAAAUCUGGAACAGAAGCAGAUUUUGGUUCCAGAGCUAUGUACUGUUCAUCCUUUUCCAGCAUCUUUAUGGCGAAAAGCUGUUUGCCUCCCAUGUAUUCUUUAUAGGAUAAACGCACUCUUACUUGCGGACCAAAUUAGAUGUCAAGUAGCUAAUAAUAUUGCACUUGGCCAAGAGAAACUUCCAGCAGAUUUUGAGUGGCCUCCAUUGAACUUUGGAUGGAGUCUAGCAGAUGUAUUGAAAAGAUCCAAAGAAAAUGCUGCUAAAGUACCUGAAAUCAAAGUGGUUACUUUUGGGCAGGAAACAGUGACAUCUAAAUUAAGCAAGACAAGUAAUGAAGCAGAAGUAAAAGAUAUUUACUGUGAGCAAAAGAAGAAGACUGCAAAUGAGAUCUUGACAGAAGAAGAGAAUAAAUUGUCUGGUGAAUGGAUGGAAAUUGGUACAUGGUCAAAUGACAUGGCAGAAAGAAAUCCAAUGGAAUCAGGUGAUAUUGAUGAAUUUGAUCCAAAUAUUGCUCUACCAUCAAAUUUAACAUUGCUUGGAAAUGAUUCAGAGUUAACAGACUUACAUAAUGGAGAAGGAAGCAGUGACUGGGGAACAGGAAUUGAAGCUCAGUUUGAAGGAAAGGUACGAUAUGGGUCACCAAGUAGCUGGAUGAGAGCAGACCAUUUUACUAAUUUUGAUGGUGACUGUAUAGGAUAUGAAUCAGAUGAAUCUUACAAUGAGCUUGUACAUGAAACAGACAGUUUUGACUGCAAUGCUUUUCAAGUACAUUCAGGAAUUAGAAUUGAAUUCAAAAGUGAUAAUGUUGCAGAGGCUGUAGAGGAUGAACCACAGACCAAGCAACCAGCUUUAAAAAGCAGCAGUGCAGUUGUGGCAACGAGUGUUGCAGCCAGUGAAGUGCCAUGGAAUUGGGACAGUAAAUCUGAUGCUGAAUCUGACAAAAUUACAGAAAUGUAUGCAAAUCAUUUUGAUGAAGCAACAAAGAAGAACAUAUGUUAUAUAAGAAAGAGUGGUAUACUAAUAAGAAAAGAUCAGCCUCUGGUGAUUGUGAGAUCCCUGUCCUCUUGUGCAGGGCAGUUUCAGAAUAUUCCUGUUGAAAUACAUAUACAAAGGUCUCUAAAUAGCAGUCUUCUGCAGAACAGCUUCUCACAUUCACAUUUUGUAGCUGGCUGUAAAAUAGUCUUCAAUGUAGGUAAACUUUCACUAGAUAAUGGCGAUGAUGACUUAGAUACCAAAGAAGCUUUAUACACAGCUGGUAGUGUAACAGUGUGUGACAGGAGAUUGUCAUGGAAUGUUGAUGGUGAUGAGGAGGAAGAUAUAAUUAGUAAAUUUAGUUUUGAUGCACAGCCAGAACUUGAAGGGCAUCCUGGUCCAAGUCCAAGUAUAAUACUUCAAGCAUUAACAAUGUCAAAUGCCAAUGAUGGAAUUAACUUGGAAAGACUGGAAACAAUAGGUGACUCAUUUUUGAAAUAUGCUAUCACAACGUACUUAUAUUGUACAUAUGACAAUAUCCAUGAGGGAAAACUAAGCCAUUUGAGAUCCAAACAGGUGAGCAAUCUUAACUUAUACAGACUUGGACGGAGGAAAGUGUUUGGAGAAAGUAUGAUUGCUACAAAGUUUGAGCCUCAUGAUAACUGGUUGCCACCAUGUUACUAUGUUCCUCGUGAAUUGGAACAAGCUCUUGUAGAAGCUGGUAUUCCUGCUAGUCACUGGAACCGUGCUGAUAUACCUAACUUAUUACCGUUGUCACGUGAGGAGAUAUGUGAGCUUGUUAGAGAACGCUGCAAUCAGUUUCAGCGUUGUAGAGAUUGUGAUGAAGGUGAAGUGUCCAUACGUGCAGAAGAGUAUGACAGUGUUGAUAAAAUGCCGUGCUUCAUUCCUUAUAACCUGAUAACACAACAUAGUAUUCCAGACAAGAGUGUAGCUGACUGUGUGGAAGCGCUUAUUGGAGCAUAUCUCAUUGCAUGUGGGCCAAGAGGUGCCCUGCUUUUCAUGGCAUGGUUAGGAAUUUGUGUUCUUCCUAGAGAAGAAAUUAUUUUGGAAAGCAGUAGUCCAAACCUCACUCCAGAGGAGAGACCGGUUGGUAGUUUAAAACCAGCAUUUGUAUGUGAAGACAGUGAUGGGACUGCUGUCUGGAAGCAGGUGAGGUAUGGCACAUUGCAGUCACCUCCAUCACCACUUCUCAGGAAUGUCUCAAAUCCAGAGCGGAAGUUGGAAGCCUUACUUGAUGGAUAUGAUGUAUUUGAACAAAAAAUUCAGUAUAAAUUUCGUGAUAGGAGUUACUUGCUACAGUCACUCACACAUGCUUCCUACUCACCAAACAGACUUACAGAUUGUUACCAAAGGCUUGAAUUCCUUGGAGAUGCUGUUCUGGAUUACCUUAUCACUCGUCAUCUGUAUGAAGAUUCACGUCAACAUUCUCCGGGUGCUUUGACUGACCUACGCUCAGCUCUUGUGAAUAAUACAAUAUUUGCAUCACUUGCUGUUCGUUAUGGCUUUCACAAAUACUUCCGUCACUUAUCACCAGGAUUAAAUGAGGUUGUUGAUAGAUUUGUUCGUAUUCAAGAGGAAAAUGGACAUACAAUUAGUGAAGAGUACUAUUUAAUUGAAGAAGAAGAAUGUGAAGAAGCUGAAGAUGUUGAAGUCCCAAAAGCACUGGGAGAUGUUUUUGAGUCAGUUGCUGGAGCGAUCUUUCUGGAUAGCAACAUGUCUCUCGAUGCUGUUUGGAGAGUGUACUAUCGGAUGAUGAAAUCAGAAAUAGAGCAAUUCAGCACUAAUGUACCAAAAUCACCAAUCAGAGAACUUCUUGAACUGGAGCCAGAAACAGCAAAAUUUGGGAAACCAGAGAAACUGGCCGAUGGUCGUCGUGUGCGUGUCUCAGUGGAAGUUUUUGGAAAAGGAAUUUUUAAAGGAAUUGGUCGUAAUUACCGAAUUGCCAAAUGUACUGCAGCAAAAUGUGCCUUGAAGCAACUUAAAAAGAAAGGAUUACUUUCUAAAAAGUUAUGAAGUAUGUUAGAGCAUCAUUCUAUUAAUUUGUUUUCUCAGCCAAGAGACUUCCAGCAAAUUAAUCAAGGAGUCUCUGUAGUGU